CGCCGCCGCCGCCGCCGCCGCCGCCACCGCCCCCGCCUCUUCCUCAUCCUCUCCUCCCGAGGAUCGUGAGGGCUCCUCUCGUUUCGGGAUCACCGUGCGCGCCCAGACGUCGACUCGACCACGAGCGGUACACGCGCUCGCUGCUCUGCUCAGUGCGCUGCUGAGCGUCGAGCGGUGACGAACGGAAUCGGAGAGAGAAGGUGAAGCGCAGCACAUCCGCGUCCGGGGUACACACGGGUACGCACACUCGAUCGAUCGUCGACGCCGCGCGCGGAUCUCGGUUAUCGCUGCCGCUUGCGGGAGGAGCGAUCGCGGCGGUGUGACAAUUCUCGCACGAUGCGCGACUUCUUCUCGACAUCGAAUUCCCAUUGUCGGAGCGGCAGCGGAUAAUACGAAUUUUGGAAUAGAGUGCACACCGCGCUCGGGAUCGGAGGAGUGCUCCGCCGCGAUAUCCCACGUAUACUCUCGGAGGUAUCGGGCUGGAUGGACGCGGAUGGACUGGUGUUGAUAAUAAAAAGUGCUAAUCAGUUUACGCGGAUGCUGGAGUUUGCUGGACGGUCCCCCUCGACGGAGUGAUCUCUCGGCUGCCGCGACCUGCGAAACGUCACCUGCCGUCUCGCGGACUCCGGCUCAGCAUCAUGGAUUAUUCGAAGAAAGUGACUGGACCUGAGAAUGGACCCGACCAGGAGCAGGAAAACGAAACGCAAGUUGAUGCUGCCUCACCAUCAUCAAGCGUUGAGCUAUCGGAGAAUGGCGCGCAUCCAUGCCCAACGUGUCCAUCGGUAUUUUCCACUUCUCACGAACUGACAAAUCACCUGCGUGGUCACAACUCACCUCGCAGCACGGACUGCAGCGGCGAGGAAGAUUACAGCUGCGGCGUAUGCAAUAAGGUGCUCAGCUCGGCGAGCUCGUUGGACCGGCACGUGCUAGUACACUCGGGUGAGCGACCGUUCAAAUGCAAGUACUGCGAUAUGUCGUUCACGACGAACGGCAAUAUGAACCGACACGUGAGGUGUACCCAUCGGAUGGUGUCGCCGAACAGCUGCACAGACUCCGAGGGCAGUAGCGGCUCGGAGAGACCGGCGGCGACGAGCCAGGACGAGUACAACAACAACGAGAUAGCCAGGCGCAACUCACCGGACCUGAUCGAUGAGCAACAACCGUCGCCCAGCAACAAUCGCGCGAACAAACGGAAGUGUUCGGACGAGGACAUCAGCGACCUAGAGGAUCAAAGGAGGCACAAGAUCCUUUUGAACAACACCAAGAUGAUCAAGUGUCUACCGGAAGACGAGCAGAAGGCUUUCGGUUGUCCCAUUUGUGGUCAGGAUUUCGCGAGCAGCGCAAUUCUAGAGUCUCAUAUGGAACGGGUGCAUCCAGGCUCCCCGGCCACGUGCGAGACCUGCAACCAAUCGUUCAAGAAUCAUCGCGCGCUGAACCUUCAUCGUUCGAUGAGACAUUACAAGAAGAAUCCGGAGGGCAACAACAGCCGUAGCUUGCGCAACACCGUGGACGGUUUUAGGGAUCUGACGUUCAUCGACUUUUCAUCCAUCAAAUUCCCGACGAUCGCCCGGGCAAUGUGCGAGCGUGAACUGCACCGGCCGGCUUCCGGUGAGGCCAACAGGUUCCAGUGCAUGAAGUGCCUUCACGCUUUUCCCUGCAGGCAAGCUCAGAUGGCGCAUGAGAAGGAAUGCAAAGGCCCUUACAAGAACAAGAGAAACAGUAACGACAACAACAACAAUAAUGAUAUUAGUACCAACAACAAUCUCGAAACGGAGCUGGACGAUCCAAGCCCGCAGCCGGAUGAUCCCAAGACGAAGCGCGAGAUCUUCUUCGCUGUGCUGGAUCUGCAGAACAAGUCCUUGUCGCACGAGACGAAGGAGCCGCGGGAAUCGAGCGAGAUCAAGCACGAACCGAAAGAGAGCAAGGAUUUAGCGGAUAUCCCGAGUAUCCUGUCGGUCAGUCUGAAUGGAUUGCAAACCUUUCCUCGGUCGGACGCGAGCACUCCCGAGAACAACAUCAAGUUCAAUCCGAACGUUGGCUCUUCAGGAUCUUCAGGCACCUGUUCGUCCGAAUAUAAUGAAGAGGAGGCGCAGGACGCUUUCACCGCGGAAUUCCGGAAGAUGAAGCUGAAAGGGGAAUUUCCUUGUAGACUAUGCACAUCUGUAUUCCCCAAUUUGCGGGCGCUAAAGGGACAUAAUCGCGCACACAUGAACGUGGAACCAGGCAUGGCGUAUCCAUGUAACAUGUGUCCGUACACCAGCACCGACAAAGGGGCCUUGAUGAAGCAUCUGAGAUCGCAUAACGGCGAUCGUCCGUUUGAGUGCUCCCUUUGCAAUUACGCGUUCACCACUAAAGCGAAUUGCGAGAGGCACGUGAAGAAUCGCCACGGGAUGAUUAGCAAGGAGGACGUGAAGAACGCACUGAUCUAUCAUCCGAGCGAGGAUUCGACAAACGAAAAUAUCGAAAGGAGUUCGCCCAGAGUCAUCAGAGAAGAUGUGCGGAAGACGCUUAUUUAUCCGAAUGAACGCGAGGAGAUUCCCCAACAACAGAUACAUUAUCCGUCUCUAGCGCUGGAUUGUAACCCUGGACCAUCGAACGUCCGCACCGAGAUGCUGAUGAAUCGAUACGAUAAAUCAGACGCGCUCGCCAGAGUGAAGAUGCAGGCUCUCAAUCUCGUAAAAAGAAACGCUGACGAAGUAAACCUGUCUCACGAUCUGAUCGUGAAAUCGAAUUAUUCGAAAAUCGAUGACGACGUUGAGUCGGGAUCGUCGGACGGCAGCGUGUCUCUAGUCAGUGAUACCAAAACGGAUACACACCAAAGAAUUCAAGCUAGUCCAAUGAACCUGACGAAACCCUUGACGAGCUCCGGGUUGAGCUCGGGGGAGGACGGUCCGUUGGAUCUGUCCAUGGACGUGUUGGAUCUGAGCAGGAAGCGAAAAAGAGAAAGCGAGGAUUCUAGCUUGCAAGAGGAAAAGCGGUUUAAGAACAAUCAGCAAGAAUUGUAUGCCACGAACCCGGCGCUGCUGCUGACUCAAGCUCUACUGAAUAGAGCACGCGAGAGCUCACCGACGACGUCGCUGGAGACUCUUUACGCGAAUACUAUCUAUCGCAACUUUGGCACGUUAACCGGUGCCAGCAUGAUACCACCGUACUUCCUCGGUCCUCACAUGUUCAGCCAGGAAUUGGCCGCGAAGGGCAGACUACAGAAAGAGCUGGUUAGAGGUUUGCAAUUAACCGGCGGCGGUACCCUUUCGGUCGAUCCGUCAAUGCCUAGCACUAGUUACGCGGCGUAUACGCAAACGAGGGACGCCUCGCAAACGCCGAGCGAGCAGAAUACGUACGCGAAUCUGAUAAAUGCGCAGAUGACCAACCAGGUCGCGCCAAGCCGUGAAAAGACUGACAGUAUAAUCUCAUCGAACGAUCCUGUCAAGAUGGUACUCAAGAACGGAGUAUUGAUCCCAAAGCAGAAGCAGCGCAGAUAUCGAACCGAGAGACCUUUCACCUGCGAACACUGCACGGCGAGAUUCACGCUAAGGAGUAACAUGGAGCGGCACAUCAAGCAACAGCAUCCGCAAUAUUGGAGCCAAAGACCCCGCGGCGGACAUUCGACUAGAGGCAGACCGCCCGCGAGUCAUCCAACUAUGGUACAGAAUACUAGCUCAUCGGCCUCGCAAGUCACUCAACCGUAUUCAAGCAUUCUUUCGAAUGUUGACACGCCAGUGGUCACGUCGAAGGAUUAUGGUACACAUCCCAUCUCAGAUCAAGUGAAAUAUGCAAUUCUAGCGCAACAGCUGAAAGCUAAUAAAAUAGAGGACAAUGAUUCGGACGAUGAGAUGGUGAUAGACGAGGAGUCGGCCGAUCGGGACGCUCAGGAGUCGCAAGUUCAGCGCGAGCCUAGUACGAGCUUGUUGAGAGAUCAAUUAGAAAAUAGCGAGGGUGUCAAAGAUGUCGUCGUAAAGACGGAAAUGGCCGAGCCUGAAGAGGAAACCUCGGAGGAGACUCAAGGCGAACAGACUGCACGAAGUAACGUCGACAAUUCCGAAGAAUCCACGGCUGCUGAAAACAAGUCGAUACGCGCCGAAGAAACGACCACGACCGAACCCGCUGGCAAGGAGCAAGGUAAACUCGAAGACGGAACAGCCGAUCUCGCGAGUGUCUCGAAGCUUUUAGACAACGCGUCUCAGCAAUAUCAACAAUUUCAGCCACAAUACCUGAGCGACGAGGAAGGCCCUGUUGCAUCGACUAGCGGCAACAAUUCCGGCAGCGAGAAGUCCGAUUCUAUGAACUCCUUGAACUCCGGAAACGAUUCUCCGUCGAACAAGAAAAAGAAAAAGAAGAAGAAAUCUGCAUACUCGAUGGCGCCGAAUCGCGUUGUAUGCCCAUACUGCGAGCGUCAGUUUCCGUGGACCUCGUCUCUGAGACGACAUAUCCUCACCCACACCGGCCAGAAGCCAUAUCAGUGUAUCCACUGCUCUCAUCAUUUCACCACCAAGUCCAACUGCGAUCGCCACUUAUUGAGGAAGCAUAAGGCGAAGGCGAACAAAAUGCGCCGUGCCAGAAAUUCAUCUUCGCCGGAUGUUCAGGUGGUUGCCAGCAGCAGCAGCAGUAGCAACGGCAGCAACACAUUCUCCAUGAGGAACGUGCCCGAGAGGCCAUUCAAAUGCCAUCAGUGCCCGAGCUCGACGUUCGCCACGUUGGGCAACCUGAAGAAGCACCGGUCGAGCAAGCACCGCAAGAUCGUGUCCAGGUCAGAGUCCAGCGACCAGCAGAACAGUCCACCGCAAUGCACCACGCAGAACGAUCAGAGCGAUUACGAGAGUCGCUCGUCCAGUAUGUCCGACAACAUGGAGAACACGUCAACCGCCGUAGCAGCAAAACCGACUUCCAAUGUGUCCCCUUCGGUAAACGAUGCUACCAGGUCGCGCAAAUCACCGAGGUUGUCGCCGAGUCCUGGUGAUGUACCAUUCAAGUGUUAUCUGUGCGACAGCGGUUUCUCGGAACGCCAGGACUGCUUGGACCACAUUAAGAUGAAUCACAAGCGCUCGUAUGAGAUGCUGAAGGCCAAGGGUGCCCUCGACAUGGCGUCCAUGAACGUAGAAGCGACCGAAGAUCAGAUGUUGGCGUCGCAGCAGCAUCACAGCGACGGAGAAGAGAAGAAGGGCCGUUUUCCCGAUUACAGCAACAGAAAGGUUGUGUGCGCUUUCUGCAUGAGACGAUUUUGGUCAGCGGAGGAUCUCCGACGUCACAUGAGGACCCAUACGGGUGAGAGGCCUUUCGAAUGCGACAUUUGCACUAGGAAAUUUACGCUCAAGCACAGUAUGCUGCGCCAUCGUAAGAAGCACGAGUCGGUGGACUCCGCCAUGUACAUAGGCAAUAGCGGCGACGAGGAGAACUCGCCCGCGCAGCCACCGACGAUAACUCCCAGGAGUCAGCAGCACUCGCCGAUCUCUACUAACACCAGCAGACCACGCACCCAGGACAGAAUCUCCCUGCCGACCGUCGCGGCGGUCGCAACGGCGGACGCGGCGCCUUGCGCCCUAAUGCGAUAUAAUCAUUACGACAACAUGGCCACUCUCACUGGCAGAAUGGCGAACGAUGGUCCCCAGGGUACCGCUCCCGCACCCCUGUCUUCUCCGCCGCCUCCCGCGGAAGUACCCAGCGAAAGCGGAGACAACGAUCUGAUCUCCAAUUUGUUAGGGAUACGUGAGAAAGGUUUGCUCGACAAGGUUCUUCUGAGCUCGGCAGACGACGCGGCGAAGUUGUUGGGGGUCAAUCAUAGCGAGUGAUCGCGUAGAAAAGAUAAACGGAGAAAAGCGAAGUGCGAUCAGAUACGUAAAUCACGUGAUUAAAUUGAAAAUAGUUAAAUUUAUUGGACUAUACUCGAGAUGAUAAUAAUAUUUGAAUGAUAUCGAUGGUGUUUUCGUAUUGGUAGAUAAAGAAUAGACAAGAAAGCGAUCCAGCAAAUGAAAAUAAAUUUAAAUAAAUUGAAAAUUACAAUUCAUUUUAAUUUAUAGUUCGCACUUUAAAAUUCCGCAGUAUUUUUGGAUUUAAAUGACUCGAAUAGAUUGAAAUACCAAAUGCGCUAUUCAUCAUGUGGAAUUCAGAUGUAUUCAUAUCCAUAUAUUAUUUUUGAAUUUUAAUGUAUUCAGAAAACUUGAAGCGCGAAUUUGAAAAUAUUGAAAUGAAAUCAUUUCUAUCUAUUUCAACUCAUUUUCGUUUGUUGAGGGAAUUGUAGUUUCCGCUUGUGUGUCGUUCGAAAGAUUACUAAAAGAUCAAAAAUAUCGUCAUCAUCUGAACGCACGCCACUUUCUCCUACGGUUCGUGAGCACAGAAGAUAUCUUUAGAUUAUUCGUCGGAUUCCUCGAUUCUCUGUUUAAGGUUCACGAUCGUGCCUUAUGCUCCUUAUCAAUUUUUCGCACGUGUUCGUAUAAAACACCGUAGUGUUUCGAAGUUUAUCUGAUGAAAUCAGAUGCGGACAGUAGCCGAAGUGUCAUUAUAUGCUGCAUACGAUAUGAAAUUUUACAAUUCUUAACGAGAACACACCAAGGAUUGUCAACGAGUUCGCUUACGUUGCAAAAAGUAGGUGAUGCGAAUGAAUCGAUAAGAAAAGUUACCUUACGCAAAAUUUUAUUUGCUUGAUUACUUUUUACAAUCCCUACUUUUUUACAAUUUUAAUUUUGUAUGAUAGAAACUUCGAUAUAAAGAUACAAAGAAAGAAACAUAGAAGCACUUAUUUUUAAAGUCAAUCCCCGAGUUUGAAGAAAUGUAGGGCAAAUUUCAAGAAAUUCCUUUUGAUUCCUGCGAUUCACCUAUUUCUUGUACAAAUAUUCGCUGUAAACUGCAGCAAAGUAUGUUAUUCGCUAUCAUGACGUACGUUUUCUUUAUCAUUGAAAAGUACCUGCGCUGCGUUCUAAUUACUGAUGAAACACGAUUAAAAAAAAAAAAACAUAACAUGUUGCAUCUUCCUUAUUGUCAACGCAUUCAAACUAUUCACGCUUCUGGCAUAAAUUCCUUCGUAACGUCUCGAGCCUUAUGAGAAGCGCGUUCUUCAUGAUCCCACAUGCCUUUUGUAUUAUGUAUAUACAUACAUAUAUAUUUCUGGAAACUGUAACAAUAUCUGAGUACAUAUAUAUAUUUAAAAAUUGAUGUGAUUACGACCAUAUUGUUCGCGGAUGCAUCAUGAUUUCGUGGGCACGUUGAAAGUAGUUAUCAAAUACAUGAAAUGUGCAUUAGGAAUCGAGAGACAACGCAUAUAUGUUGUUUGUAUUAACAUUUCAUGCGCAGUAUUAGGCGUACGAUUGCGACGCGCGAUCGUUGAUCUUCACUAUCUCAUUCAUAACGCCAUUGUGGCGGAAUGUUCGUACGAAGAACCAAGAAAAAGGAAAAAAAAAAGAAAAAAACCAGCCUCCCACCUCCGCUCGUAAAAAGGGAACUGGAUUCGCGAACGUUCUUCGCGACGCAGACAAGGCGGACGCUGCAUUUAAAUCCAAAGAUAAAUUCAUUUUACGCAAUGAAUUAUUCUAAGUUAGCCAUACGCACUAGGGUCUUAUUUAUUAUUAGUCAUGUACUUCUACAAGAGUGAGAAAAAGCGUAACUUAGAGUGUGAAUGUGACUAGCACGUAGUUGUUAGAUCGCCGUAUUUGGCGAAUACCACGCUUCGGACUCGGAUGUUCCGCGGGACCGUUUCCGACCGUGACUUCGCACGAAGAUCUCGAGGUUGAUCCUGCGCGUCAAUGCCGAGGGAAUUCGCUCGAGAAUCGCAAAUAGCUAUGUAUACCAAUCGCGAUUUUAUUUUAUUGUUCUUUUCGAUGAGACAGCGAGCGAGACGAGAUGCAAUUCUUUACGCAAAACGGUAUGUAGAAGCGCGCGGAGCAAUAUAUGGUGAAGUUUUUACAUCACUACCAAUCAAUUAGAAGGUAAUGUCUCGUCGCGUUAUGUGGAUCUUAGUGUAUAUAGAUAGCUCGUUUAUCUUUCGCGGAUGCAAUUAUACCAAAUGAUUAACUUGACUAUUAUCGUAGAUAGAUAUACUUUAGAUUAGAUUAGAGCGAGAGAGAUGAGAGUUAUAGAUUUAACUAGGCCAAAGGGAAACGAUUUGUAUUUCCUAUUCCUUCACCCUGUUCACCCCAUCUUGUUGUUCAUUUGUGCUUUUACGCGUACAGAUGCGUUACCGUCUCUACUUACAUCACAUUCUCUCUUCGAUCUCUACCUGUCUCUACACAUACAUACAUACAUACAUACAUACACACAUGCAAACAUAAAAAAAAACACACACCCGCGUAGAUAUACGAUAUUUAUUAUUUUAUAACAGAGACGAUUGUACAUGGCUGUAAUACUUUUUAGCCAAGUCCGAAACCGAGGUUGGGAAUAACGUCCAGCAACAUCGUUCUUGAUCUCGUCCCGGCGCAUUUCCUUGCGAUGUCUCUGUCGCAGGACGUUUGCAGAUUCAGUCCUAAUAUAUAAAUAAUUAAAAAAAAAAGGAUAGGUCAAGUCUCUUUACAGUAUCACAUUUUGCGGUGUUUCAUAAAAGAAAGACUCCGAAUUCUCUCUUUACAAACGGACCGAGUUUACAAAUAUCCUGCGAUAGACACACCACGUGCAGACACGUUAUAAUUAAGGCUUCUUUACGCAUACGUAUACUGUAGGCGAACGAAGGAACGUUUUAUUUAUCGAAGCGAACGAGUCCGUUUGAAACCUCUCGAGUGAUUUUUCUCCCCCUUUCCCCUCCUCCGACUGUUGUGAAAAUUAAGAUAUCAAGUAAUCAUUGUAGCGCACGUGUACAUGAAUAAGUUAUAUUCUAAUUUAAACCAGGAAUAAUAAUAAACGAUAUGCAAUGUA
This is a messenger RNA of Solenopsis invicta (red fire ant), 8835 nucleotides long. Its product is annotated as ras-responsive element-binding protein 1. Lineage: Eukaryota; Metazoa; Arthropoda; Insecta; Hymenoptera; Formicidae. The record is from RefSeq and is a predicted model, not a curated record. Gene Ontology annotation, cellular component: nucleus. The transcript has 4 exons. The coding region runs from base 639 to 5786 and encodes 1715 amino acids. Gene Ontology annotation, molecular function: DNA-binding transcription activator activity, RNA polymerase II-specific; RNA polymerase II cis-regulatory region sequence-specific DNA binding. Gene Ontology annotation, biological process: regulation of transcription by RNA polymerase II.